AUGAGUUUGAUCUAUGGUCAAGAUGAGCCUACUCAAGCACCUUUUCUCUCCGACGCAAAAAAGUUUGAUUUGAUUAAGUCUUUCUAUGGUAUACAAUCAGGCCAACUCAUCAAUCUCUCUGGAUAUGAAGAUAUAAAUUUCCGACUCACAAAUAUUGCUCCCGAUGAUGUAGUUGAUGACGUUGUUGUCAAAAUUUCCAAUCCCAUUGAAGCCCGAGAUUCUCGACAUUUAGAUCUUCAGAAUGACAUUUGUCAAACUCUCAACAAUCAGGGAAUUCCUGCGCCCGAGCUGGUACCUAUGACAGAUGGAAAAAUGUGGGCAUACAUCAACGUUCAAACAGAACAAUUACCUAUUCGUAUGUUCAAAACGUUGCCAGGAGAUGUACUAGAGAAGUUUGAGAUUGACGAGGGCUUUCUCAUUAAGAUUGGAAGUAUGAUCAGUCAGAUGCACCAAGUGUUUGAUGAGAGACAGUAUGAGACUUCUCAUCUGCCAUUCAUAUCUGCUGAUAAUUUCGAUUGUUUUUUCCGGGAAAUUGAGAUAUUGUCUUCAAGAAAAAUGCUCGAUGAGGAUAAAAGCAAUUUAGCUAUCAGAUUCUUAAAGGAUUAUAAAGAGAAUAUCUAUAACAGACGAGACUCACUAGAUGUCGGUUUGAUACAUUCCGAUUUGAACGAAACGAAUAUAUUAAUAUGUCCGGAUGAUAAUAACGAACUCCAGAUUUCUGGUGUACUUGAUUUUGGAGAUGUCCAUGUAUCAUAUAGGGGUUGCGAUAUUGCCGCGUGUGCUCUCUAUUUAUAUCUUUGCGAUUCAAAGCUUAGCCUUCAAACGAUCAUUUCUCGACUGGUUAAAGGUUAUGAAAUGAACAAGCAAUUCAAUGAUAGACACCUUCUGAUGUAUUGCAUCCGGGCUCGAUUAGUCUGUUCUUUGAUCUACGGCUUAAGAACAAACAGGCUUUCUGUUCGUCCAGACAAUCCUGAUUAUAUUUUGAAAACACAAUCAAACGGAUGGAAAGUUCUAAAGGAGCUGAGUGACAUGAAAGGAAGCGACUGA
Messenger RNA from Auanema sp. JU1783, 1047 nucleotides. Lineage: Eukaryota; Metazoa; Nematoda; Chromadorea; Rhabditida; Rhabditidae. The record is from the annotation of a GenBank genome assembly.